Mycena citricolor is the source of this 1423-nucleotide messenger RNA. The record is from the annotation of a GenBank genome assembly. NCBI's taxonomy places the organism in Eukaryota, Fungi, Basidiomycota, Agaricomycetes, Agaricales, Mycenaceae.
GCACAGAUUUCACAAAUAUCCUUGUGAGCCUCUUUCUCCCUGGGCAACAUCCCCGAGAGAGCCUCAAAAUCGACGUACUGACAAAGCACCCCUGUUUUGUCUCAGCUCACACAAGCACUCUUUCCUCCAUGUCUGAAACAAGCGUCCUGCAAUCCAUGCAUAUCAAGGAUGUACGUCUCACCUCACACGAGAUACGGGAACAGUCCGGUGAAGGAAGUGGAUCGAUGACGGAGCCGCCGCCGCCCGCAUCCACCGGGAAUGCUCAGCCCAGUGAGACUGCAGUCAGUCCUUCCCGACGCCUCACUCGCUCUGCAACCGGGCACUCAGCAAAACCAAAAACGCGCGACGACGGCUGGUACGAAGCCUCUUCACCGAAGAAGAAGAACACUCCCGUCCGCAAGAGAGCUGUGGGUAAGACCGCCCGCAAACGCACCAUCGACGAGGUAGAGGGUGACAUCGAGUGGGAGGAGCCCCUGGAUACGCAGUCGACGUCGGUGCUGCCUGCACCGCUGCCAGACACGGCAGAGUCAGCCCCUGUCGCGGCUAUAACACCACCAGCGCCCGUGUCCUCGAUGACGAGCGCGGAAUCGACUGUCUUCGUCGAGUCGAAUGGGGACUAUUACACGAACCCAACACAUCGGCGUCUAGUGCGGACGCGUACUAAUUUACCUGUGCCAGUGCCGAAUCUGAUCAAGAAAAGCCGGGGGCGGAGGGUGCCCACAGCGACGACAUCUGGAACAGAAGAGCCGGGAAAAAGAGUGCAUGUUUGUACAGUGGACGGGUGCGGGAAAGCCUUCCAUCGCGGAGAGCAUCUGAAGCGACAUAUCCGGUCUAUUCACACACACGAGAAACCGUUUCCGUGCACCUUCCCGACCUGCCACAAGUUCUUCAACCGCCACGAUAAUCUUCUACAGCACAUCAAAGUCCACCGGGACACGGAAGAUGGGGAUGGGGAGGACGACAUUGACGCGGAGGGUUCUCCUGCACCGGAAGAAUCGCCGCCUGUGUCUCCUCUGGUCGACGCAUAUGAAGCUGCCCGGGUCGCCAUCAUGCACCUAAACUCGCAGCGAACGUCGAUCACCUAUCCCAGUCUCGGUGCUGCGCCCGUGGGGAUGUCCUAUUCCGGACCCAGCGUUCCCUCGAGCAGCUAUGCCACCGUGUCGUCUCUGCGGACGGAGUUGCCAGAGUCGCCUUCUAAAGAUGUCGCUUCCCAGCCCCAGCCCGGCAAAGACGAUGCAGUGACCCAGUUCUUCUUCGUCGAGCCGGGGCAACAGCACCCGGCAUCCUAUCAUGCUCCUAUGUUACCUACAGAGCAGUCAGUCUGAUCAUGUAUCGUCGUAUGUGCUCCUUGUUGUUUUUUUAGUCAUCUAGAACUUCUAUUUUGACAAUCCCGAUUGCGAAUUCCCAAGAUAUUGGCGCUGCC